Sparassis crispa is the source of this 435-nucleotide messenger RNA. RefSeq lists its product with no specific name. Bases 1 to 435 code for a protein of 144 amino acids. NCBI's taxonomy places the organism in Eukaryota, Fungi, Basidiomycota, Agaricomycetes, Polyporales, Sparassidaceae. The record is from RefSeq and is a predicted model, not a curated record. The transcript has 3 exons.
AUGUCGAAGACUUCAGUCCCUCUCAAAGAUCUCGUCGUUGGCGACAUCAUCUACGCCAACAUCAUAAUUGAUAAAGCAGACAUGGCAGACCCGAACUCGAAGUCGGGCACAGCGAAAAACAUCAAGGCUGGCAAACCUGUUAGACGGCUCUGCGUCGUGCUCGUCGCUGGAUCUUCGAGCGUCGUGGUCACCUAUCUGGCCACCUUCAACCAGUCUAAAACCUUACCAGCGAGUUUUACUGACAAGUCCUACUGGUAUCCCGUGAGCCCUGCCACGAAGGAAGGAACGUUAGAUCCCCUUCCUUCACUGAAUGGUACCGCUCAAUGGGUCAGCUUGCGGAAGAAACAGACUGUGACUGAAGACCCGGUCGAAAAAGUUACGGAGAAGUUCAGCGCGGCGUCGGUUAAACUCAUUCUCGCUGCAAUGAAGGCUUGA